GGUUUGGAUCGGGUUUGGAUCGGAUUCGGAUUUCCCUAGUAUCCAAAUCCAAAUCCAAAAUAUCGGGUUCGGUAAGAUCCAUUCGGAUCGAAACGGUCGGGUAUUCAUUCGGAUCGAAACGGUCGGGUAUCCAUUCGGAUCGGUUUUUUCUGUCUAUCCCUACUCGGACCGACUAGACGAUAGAGAUACGAAUACUAUUCAGACAAAUUUGGGUCCUCGAAGAAGUUGAGAAUGGCGGCUGCGAUAAUGAACGGCGCCGGAAUCGGAGUAAUCGCCGGAAAACAGAAAACGGUGUUGAUAACAGGAGUAAGUAGAGGCCUCGGAAAAUCACUAGCUCUUGAAUUAGCAAAGCUGGGGCACACCAUAAUAGGGUGUGCUCGAUCACUGGAGAAUCUCAAUGCUCUACAAUCUCAGCUCAAUGACACCAAGAAUAAGCACUUUUUCAUGACUGUUGAUGUGAGGUCAAAUAGUAGUGUAGCAGAGUUGGCAAAGGCUGUCAUGGAAAAGAACGGUGUUCCGGAUAUCAUAGUGAAUAAUGCAGGAACUAUAAAUAAAAAUAACAAAAUCUGGGAGGUACCAGAGGAGGAGUUUGAUGCAGUCAUCGACACAAACUUAAAAGGAACAGCAAAUAUGUUGCGUCACUUCAUCCCUCUUAUGAUCGAGAGCAAGCAAGGGGUCAUUGUCAAUAUUUCAUCUGGAUGGGGAAGAUCUGCUGCAGCACAGGUGGCACCUUAUUGUGCUUCAAAAUGGGCAGUAGAAGGUCUGAGCAGAUCAGUUGCAAAGGAGUUGCCAAGUGGAGUGGCAAUCGUUGCGCUAAAUCCAGGUGUGGUUAACACAGAUAUGCUUGCUUCAUGCUUUGGUAAUUCGGCCUCUUUGUACCAGCAGCCCGAGGCAUGGGCUCCAAAAGCAGCAACAAUGAUACUUAAUCUUACUGCAGCAGACAAUGGUGCAUCUCUGACCAUAUGAUGUUUGAGCUAAAUGGUGCCUUGGUUAUUUGUGGAUAAGACCAGAAGAGGACUGAUGUUUCUAUAGAUAUUGUAAAAAUGAGUAUUUUCAGACAAAAUACUGAUAAGUAUGUUCGCCUUUUUUUUUUUACUUAAGUUCAUAUUGCAUAAAUUAUCCAGCCUACGGUUGCAGACUUAACUGAUAAGUUUAGAUGCAUAGUUAGGUAUGCUACAGUUUCCUCAUGCCUUAUAUAACAGCUAAUAUUUUUAAUGCCA
Messenger RNA from Daucus carota subsp. sativus, 1220 nucleotides. Its product is annotated as NADPH-dependent pterin aldehyde reductase. The coding region runs from base 232 to 966 and encodes 244 amino acids. Gene Ontology annotation, cellular component: cytosol. The record is from RefSeq and is a predicted model, not a curated record. The transcript has 5 exons. Lineage: Eukaryota; Viridiplantae; Streptophyta; Magnoliopsida; Apiales; Apiaceae. Gene Ontology annotation, biological process: folic acid-containing compound metabolic process. Gene Ontology annotation, molecular function: oxidoreductase activity, acting on the CH-OH group of donors, NAD or NADP as acceptor.